CCCCCGUCUCCCACAACCAACCAUUUGUGUGUCUUGGAAUUGAGGAAAUGGGUUUAUGUUGACAGUUCUUAACAGGAGACAUGGAAGUUGAGACUGUUUUUUCCAGCUUUUUGUUUUUGGGAUUCCCAGAGAGGUCUUCCUCUUUGUUUCUUUUUUGUGGUACUCUGGAAGCCUGAAGAGCAUUCCUAGUCUCUUUGGAGUAUGUUACUCUCCCCUCCCCUAUUUUAUUUCCUUUGACUCCUAGCUGGGCUCCUUAAAAAUGAGCAAACAAGAACUUUUAAAAUUAAAACACACAAUACCGUGUUGAGGCUCAGCAUCUCGUGUAGCGGAGACCCAGUGCACUGUAGUACAGUCACUUGUGGGAGUUUCCGUUGACAGAUUUCAGGGUGUAGCGUACAGCACGAGUCCUUAUUCAGCUAUACAAUUUUGUGUUGAUCAGUCCCUUAGAAUUUCCAGUGCUGUGUUCUUUCUCAGUUUGCAACUGGAAGUUAAAGGAGUCUCUGUUUUUGUUGCAUUUCCCAGUUUAUACAUUCAUGAAUGUAGUUAGUUACCAGUCCUUCCAAGACCAAAUUUAUUUGGCAGGUGCCAUUUAGCUUGAAGUGUGUUUUAAUGUGUGUAUAUAAAAAAAAGUGGUCAUAUUUUUGUUUCUCCCCGACUUUUAAUUUAGCAUGAAAAGUAGGUGAAAGUGUGGCUAAAUUCUGAAAUUAGAAAUGGUAAAGUAAUGGAUGUUGUGAAACCAGGCCUUUAAAGGUGAUGACUAAAGCCAUUUGAAAAGAUGGUUGGUUGCUUAGAUCAUUCUUAGAUUAUAUUUAUAGAAGGGUUUCCAGAAUAAAAAGAUUGGAAUCUUGAUAUACCUAUAUCAGGUAGCAUCGGAGUUUUCUGACGACUGAGAAACUGAGAUGGAGAGUUCCUUCUUCACCUCCACCUUGUCCUCUUGCAGUGGGAACACUCACGUAGAGAGAGGAGGGGUGAUGCAUUUCGGGUGAGGUCUGACACUGACUCCCGAGGACCUUUCUCUGGCGAGUUUGAGAAAAUGGCUGAUGUCCUUUCAUUUCACCUUGAAAUUAGAUUUUAAAGAUUGGUAUUUAAUCUCAGUUAGGUGGAAGACAGCUGCCAAUAUGUGAAUGAUAAAGCCACGUGCUGUGUAAGAAAAGCCGAGGAAAAGCUGUGUAAAUUGUAUAAAAUUUUUACUCUUAGGAUGGGUUCAGGAAGAAGAAUUUUGAGAUGAAAAAAUCUAUGCAGAACAUUUAUAUUCUGUGGUUGCUUUGCUUAGGAAGUUUUUUUUUUAAGUUUAGGAACAUUUUAAUUGUCAUGUGUUAGUAUGUUUCCCAGAGUUGGCAUGUUUAAAGUUGUGAAAACCCUGAGCACAUAUCUUUUCCUGAAGUUUUCCCAUGGCAACUCAGGAAUUUUUACAUGAAGAAUUAAAGAUUAGUGGUUUAAAUAACUAGUUUAAUUGCUAAAUGAAUGCCCAUGUGUACAACAGAAUAGUGUUUAUUUAUCUUGUAUAUACUUUUCUAACAGGAAUAAAAUAGCAGAUAGCUACUUUGGAAAUCUUGAGUUCUUUUCCAUUAAAACAAAUUUCACUGGUCAUUUUAUGUUUAAUACUCUCAUUUUAAAUUUCAUUGGAAAGCAGAUUAUAUUUUAAAUUUUAAAAUCAGUCAUUGAAAUAGUUCUUUGCGAAGAGUUUUAUGUUGUAAUCUGAGUUUAACUUACAACCUGGGUUUUACAAGUUUAGAAAUAGAAGUGUAGUGAGUGAUAUUCCAAUCCUUGAAUAUUUCUACAAUUUCUGUAAUUCCUGUAGAAAGCAGUAGGCUUUCUGAUUGUGCGGUGAAGAGUCUUCUAUUUUUCUUUACUAAAGUCUUUUUGAUGAGAAAAACUGGCAACAGUUUUGUGUUUGUUCUAGAGUUGUUUCCACCAUAGAAUCCUCUGAAAGUAAUAUCUACAGAAUGUUUGCAUUUGAGAUCCCUUUUGGAGACAUAAAGUGCUAAUGAUAAUGAACUCAAGUAUGGGACUGGCCAAACCUAGGUCAUUGCAGCUUGGCUUGUUGGCAACAUUUGAUCAUGAGGAAAUAGUGACAUUUCUGCUCUCAGGUGGUGGCAGACAAAAGUUCAAAAGGAAACCUCUUUGUUCUAGCUGUCAGAUGGAGAAGUUAGUCUUUUUCUUCUCUUGGGCCCUCCUUGAACAGCUUAGCUUGUAUCUUUAAUAAUCACCCUUUGUGUUUGGUCUGCUUGAAACCAGACAACUGAAAAUAGUUCUCCAGUAAUGAAAGACUUGAGCCUUGUGGGCAAUGUUAUACUCUCAUUUGGUAUUAAAGUUUUCUUGGGUUACAGCUCAUUCCCGCAGCAAGUGAUUGAAGAAGGAGUCCUGUUCCUGCCCCUGAGCUACAGCUAAGGUACAAGGAGUGGCUUGGGGGUAAGGAAUCCUUCCUCACCAGAUGUGGUUUGUAUUUGUUAAGACUGCUUGUCGGAAGUUGACAUUUCUGCACUAAUUUUUAUUUUCUUAAUUGUUACUCAUGACCCGCACAUUCGUUACUCAUGUUUAUAGGUUUUUAAAAUCUGGGAAUUUAUGUGCAGACUGCUAUUGAAUCUUCUCACCUUUAGAUCACAAAAUCACUUUAAAGGAAACAAAGAGUUUGAGAGCAAUGAGGGACAAAUUCUAAGGUAAUAAUUUUCAUUCAGUUGCCUUUGCUGUAUUUGUAGUACAAGCAUAAUUUUUCUGUUCCUUAUAAAGAAUACCUCUUCUUAGUGCAAGGCAAUGUUCUUACCCAACAGGGAUGUCAACACAUGUUCUCUCUUAGUGGAGCCAAAUUUAAGGAAAUCAACCAAAUUUAAGGAAUGUCUGGUAAGGUAUUAAUAUAUUUAAAGGAAAAACUGCCCUUAGGAGUUUGGAAAAGGACAGUUAAUCCAAUUCUCUUAUCUUUGUUCUAUGCUACAGCAGGGAGUCGGCAGACUGUGGCUCACAGGCCAGUUUAGCUGCCGCCUGUAUUGUAUGGUUUGUGAGCUUGGAAAGAAUUUUACAUUUUUAAGUAGUUGGGGAAAAAAAAUCAAAAGAAGGAUAACUUAUGAUGUGAAAAUUUUAUGAAAUUCAAAUUGCAGGGUCCAUAAAUGUAGGUGUAUUGGGACAUAACCCUGUUUAUUUUUUUAUAUUUGUUCUCACCCUUUACAGAAGAAGUUUGCUGACCCUUGAUUUAGAGUAUACAAACAAAAUCUCCUAGGUUCAGUAUUAGCUUUACGGUGCUGUUUUCUGACAUUUCUGCAUCAGUGCCUUCCAUUUUCCUCCUCCUAUUACUAUACCUUUUACUUUCAUAUGGAUGAUUUGCCUUUUUUUGGUAACAAGCCAAGAACCCUGGCGUUUUGUGCUCUUCUGUGUGCUGGUUAUAUAGCCUCCUGGAUGUCCCCUUGGCACUGCAAACUCAAUAUGGUUCAGACUUGAGUCGCCUACCCUAAAACUGGUCUAACUUACUCUGUGGCUUCUCUGUCUUCUGUCACCUGUGGCUGAGCAAAUGCAACUCCUUAUAUUCCUGCAGUCCCAAUCCCAUGUGGUGUCUUCUCUGCUCAGGUUGAACCACUAAUAUUUCUAUCUUGAUUCUUGCAGUUUCUUAGCUGGUCUCUAACACACUGCUGAGGGGAGGAUAAUUAAUGCCUGUAGUAAAUAUGUUUCUUGGAGUACAAAAAUAGUUCUUGAGAUGCUGUAAGACCAUCAAAUUCAGAUUCAGUUGAGAUUCAUUUUUAAGUAGGAGAUAAUACAAAGCAUUGUAUAGUGGUGGCUUUCUGAGUACUUCAUUGUCUUUCUGUAAUAGUUGAUUGUGUCAACACUUGCCAAAUUCCAGCACACCUCUCUUUUUCAGAGACAUUCAGAAUGAAGUCUGGCAUCUAAGGCCACCUGUGAUAGAAUGCCUGACUUUUUUGUUUUUAGACUUCAUAUCAAUUUCUUUCAUUCCCGUUUCCAUAUAUUAAGUAAACAGACCUGUUGUAGAUCUCCAUAAAUACCAUUACGUUUCAUUUUCUUUGGUGCCUGUGUCAUCCUGCUUUUCUUGGAAUGCCCUCCCUUUCCAUAUUACCCAUGAUAUACAUGAAAACUUGCCUCAAAUUCAUUUUCACUUCGUUAAUACAUUAAAAAAAUACUGAGGGAGGGCCUGCACUGUUGGGGGAGUAUAGACUGUAAUUUUUCCUUUGGAUUUGCAUGGUGUUUUCCUGUGUCUUAUCACACGGAUCACUUUCUACUGCAUAUUGUAGUUAAUUGGUGAAUGUUUACCUUCUUUGCUAGAUUACAAAUUCUUGAGAGUCCAGCCUGUUUCAUUUCUAUCCUCUCCGCUGCUCUGCACUGCACAUGUCUGUGUUCACUUAGCUACCUUAUGGGAUUCCUACUCUCAUCUCUGAAACAGUUUCGGGUGAUAGCAUGCUGACCUCUUGUGUUAGUGAAUUGCUUUCAAGUCAGUGCACUUGGCUUGCACUGGGCAAGAUACAUGCCUACCAGAAGUGGUGUUCGUUUUCAAGACUAUUUGAUGGCAGGUAAUCUUGUUUUUAUAAUAAUUAAAUAUCAUGUAAACUGAUAAAAUGAGUGCAAAACUUUUUUUUCCCCUGAAAACCAAGUUGGAUUCUUUGGAAAGACUUGAUAAAGGUGAGUUCCUAAAAUAAUGGCUGUAGAAUUAGAUAUGGCCGUAGUAACUAAAAGUUUGGGAGGAAGAACAUUAGUCCCAAAGGAUUCUGUGUGCUUUCCACUUUAAUGAAACUGAAAAUGGAAAUUGUAGAUGAUGCAUUAAUAGGUGUGGUUUAGAUCAAGCAGAAGGAACUUCAAUCAGCAAGGUGCUCCUCCUCAUCGAUCCCAUUCUCCAAGUGCUUUGACCCCAUAUUAAGAUUGGCAAAUGAAUGUACAUUUAUGUGUUAAACUUAAAUAAAAUGUUUAAGGUACGUAUGUAUGAUAUUUUGACUUCCUGCUUUAGCGUUAAUCCCUUUUUUUUUUUUUUACCUGUUACGUUUGGAUAUGAUUGGGAUAUGAAAGCUUCUGCUUCAGUAAGUGUUCUGAUUUUUGUUUUCUAAAUGAUUAGAAGAACAUAAGACCCUCAAUGAAGAUACUGGUUGUAUUAUGUCGAAAUAAAGAACUGGCACGGGGAUACUAGAAAGAGCUAGAGACAGAUCGACCUGGUUUUGGUUCCUGGCACCUAUCUCCUAGGGAUCUUAACCUUUUUGGAUCUUCAUUUCCUCGCUGUAAAAUGGGAGUAAUCUCUAAGUUGGAGAGUCUGAAGAUAAAGUGGUAACAUGACCUUGGAGGUAAUAGGUGUUCAGUAUGUCACCGAAGUAGCUUUGUGAUAUCAGGCAAGUUAUUGAACUUUUAUUACGUAGUUUUUCAUUAUGGCCGCUUUAUUGAUGAGAAGACUCCAAAAGGUAAAUUUUUUUUAUAUGUAAGUUGUUUUAUCAGAAUCUGACAGUUAGUCAGACCUGGAAUAUGGUAGUUGCUCAGUAAGUAUUUGAAUUUAUAACAUGAGUCAUACUGCAUAAUAGCUUGCAUACAAAUUAAGCAAGGGCAAGCUUGUGAUUAUAGGAGAUGUAGCGUGUGAGUAUGAGGGUUCCCACGAACUCCACCAGCUUAGAACAAUCUGUCAGACCGAUGUCCAUCAUUUAUAUUAACAACUGCUGGCUUUUGCCGGGCACUGUGCACUGGGACUCCUCAUAAAGAACUACACUAUUUGCAUCUGGUCUUUGUGUUAUCAUUCCCAUCCAACUUUAUUAUAACUAGUGCUUAGUAAGACAGUAUUUUAGGUGAGGAGUUGGGAAAAGUGACAAAUAGGGAAAAUCUAAACAGAAGAAUUACUUUGGAUAGGCUCUUAAUUAUUAAGGGGACUUGAGGCAAGUGUAGGGGGAAACAGUAUUUUGAUUUAUUCAGUGAGUAUUCGAUUGCUAAUGUGACCAAAUUGCUAAAGCUGUAAGGGUGAACUCUUCGGUACGAAAAACAGAUGGAGCAGAUAGAUGAUAGCCCAGUUGAUUUCUCACACUCCAUGGUAUUUUCAGUUAGUAUUCUAUUUUUCAUUUCUGAUGCAGCAUUGUAUUAUAAAACUAAAUAUUUCAUUUUAAUUGGUGAUUUUAAGAGAUUUGUUCCAUUCCUGUUGGUACAGAUUUUACUUUUAUGAAAGAAUUAAAACUAUUUUACAGCACAUGUUGCUGGAAUGUAUAUAUUUAUUUUAUUAAUAUGCUUUUAUUUAUUUUUUUUAGUAAUUGUUUUGUAAGCCAGGAAUACUCGUGAUCUAACGAGUCCAAGAUAAGAUCUUCUACAAGAGAAUGUGCAUUUUUUUUUGAUGUUUACUUAACUGUCAAUCUUUUAAAUCCAACUUUAUUUCAGACUUAAUUUGUGACUUUGUACCUGAUUAUUUUAUUUUGCUGAAGUUGCAUAAUGGGAUUGGGGAUGGUAUGAGGUAUUGGGCACCAUUUGAAGCACACUUGAGAAAUGUGUAUAUGUGAGUCUAUAACGGAAGAAACCAGACUGUGACCAAGAGGAAUAGCAAUGCUGGUAACUUAAGUCCUUUUCAUUCUGUUUGGGAGCCGGCAAUGUGAAUGUAAAUGUAUUCGUGAGUUAAUAAAAGCUACUUAACAAAGUUGCCUGAGGAAUAGCCAGGAUGUGUGUUGGAUUCUUUUAACUAUUGUGUUUUAAAACCGGGUAAGUAUGAACUGUCGUCCUCGGUUUAGAUUAAAUUUUGUCCUAGUUCGGAGUGUCUCAACUCAAGACUGCAAAGGGUUGGGAGGGCCUGUGGCAAAAUGGAAGGGCUGCUGGGUGGAGGAGAUUGUGUGUCCUGGUAGGGACGGUGCUUGUUAACCAAGUCUGUUGCCUGGGAACGUGGGUCUGGUUUUGCCAGCUUGUCCUUUUCUGCCCUAGUGUUCGCAGCCAGAAAUCCAGAUUUUAUAGAAAAUUUGAUAUUUAAGAUGUUGGCAAGUAACUCAAAAAUAUUUAAACACGAUGAACCAAAUGAAAUCUAUCUGUUGGUCAGAUAUGCUACCAUCUUAGAAUCUAUGAUUGAGAUCAUUGGCCUUAGACAUUUUUUUAAAGGUGUCCCUGAUGGUCUUUAGACUUCUUUUAGAAUUUAGGUUUCAGAAAUUGCUGCUCAUAUGUUGAUAAACUCACUUUUUAACUGGUCAUUGGUUUACGAUAGGACUAACAGUUAAUUACUGUAAAUGGCAAACAUGUUUAAUUCUUAAAAGUAGUAUUGGUUUCUAGUUGGGGCUACUGUGUUAGGUAUGCCCAUUUAGGCUAAAGUGUACGUAUAGACUUCAGAGACUUGCACAAGAACUGCAGUAUGACUUAAUGUAAAUUGUCAGAAAUUAGUAUUUUUAGUACUGUUUUUUUUUGUAUUUUGUAUUUUAAGCAUGCAUUAGUGCAGUUUGGUUUAUACCUAUUGUACUAAGCUGUUUGGGGUUUGCGGUACUAUUUUGAGCAGACAGCUUGUCGAGAAAAUGAAAUUUUUUGAAGUUUGCAUUAGCUUAUAUGACCCAUGAGCCUUGGAAUAUAAUAUUACCCUGAAAAAAUGUAGGUGCUCUUCCAGUCACAGUUAGAACAAGGGGAUGAUACAGUAUUUUUUUAUUGUAUUAAAAAAAAUUUUUUUUUUAUUUUUGAGGGAGCAGAGAGCGCGAGUGAGCAAGCAUAAGUGGGUGAGGGGCAGAGAGAGAGAGGGGAGACACAGAAUCCAAAGCAGGGUCCACGCUCUGAGCUGUCAGCACAGAGCCUGACGUGGGGCUGGAACUCAAGAACCGUGAGGUCAUGACCUCAGCCAAAGUCGGAUGCUGAACUGACUGAGCUACCCAGGCGCCCCUAGUAUUUUUAUUUUUUUAAUGUGUAUUUAUUCUUGAGACAGAGACAGAGCAUGAACAGGGGAGGGGCAGAGAGAGAGAGAGAGAGAGAGAGAGAGAGAGAGAGAGAGAGACACACAUAGAAUCCGAAACAGGCUCCAGGCUUUGAGCUGUCCACACAGAGCCCAAUGCGGGGCUUGAACCCAUGAACUGUGAGAUCAUGACCUGAGCCGAAGUCGGACACCCAACCAACUGAGCCACCCAGGAGCCCCAGCUAGUAUUUUUAUUUUUGACCAGGGCUUCAUGUUUCUGUAGAUUGGAAGCCAAGUUAUUAUCUUGACUGACAUUUUUUGUCUUUGUUACUUCCCCACUCUCACUUCAUAUACAUAAUAGCAAAUUAAAAAUCUCAGGUCCAUCUCAGGUUCUUUCCUGCCUUUCUAGUCCUGCUUCUCCCCGCCCCCCCCCCCCCCCCAAAUUCAUUUUUACCAUGAUUGCAGCGUCCUGGUUAAGGCAAUCCCUACCCACUUUGGGGGACAUUUCAGGAGUGGUUGGUGUGGGUGAGAGCUUAAAAACAGAAUUGCACGUGAAGAGUGUGGAUUUAACAAAACCAUAAUCUGAACCUCCUCAACUUGGAGCCCUCAGUGCUUGAAAACUGGCUUCGGUUGCUUCUGCCCCAGAAUCCAGAAGUGCUGGCGUUGUCUUCAUUUGGACUUUAGUUUUUAAAUGUUCUUGUUGACACCCACCCUUACUGUUAAAAUGCUGGAGUUUUCGUCAAGAGACCCAAGUGCAGCUGUCAUAUAGCCAGACUGCUGUGGAGUAGUCCAGUGUGGGAACAUUCUCAGGGUGGUGAUCAAGACCUUAGCUGCACUUGGAUUUCAGGUGCUGAGAAGGUCCUUGACUUGAAACCCAUGUGUAGCCUUUGCUUUAGUUAGAUGGGUAGAUUAUGAAUAUAAAAUACCGUUCAGUUCUGGUUUUGAUUCAGUGUUAAGGUGAGUGUUGGUGAAUGAAAGGCUAAAUUUGAGAGUAGGGUCUGUGCCAGGUGUAUGUUACAUAUAGAAAAGAUGUACUUUUAAAAAAAUCGGUUGAACCUGUUAAGUAAAUGUAUGAUCCAGUGAUACGUUGUUUUGAUUCUCAUUCUUUUGCUGGUAUGCUAUUUGCCUUCUGUUUUGUUAGCAUACUUCACACAGUUGCUUUCUCAUAUACAGUAAUUGCGGUUUUGAAAACCUUAGACACCACCUUUCCAUUAGGAUGAGCUUAAGUCCGUAGUAGCUGUAGUAGGAGUGUCGGUCUCAGGAACCAUUCUCGUGUGGGCUAAGGGCCAGGAGUGCUUGCCAUGUCAGUUUAAGAAGACUAAGGUGAAGAAAAAGUCGUCCUGAUAAAGUUUUUUAAAUUAAAUAUUUUAUCCGAUUAGGCUGAAAUAAUUGGAAGCUGUAACUUAAGCAUCUUCGAAUUUCUGGCAUUCAUGGAAAGCAGUUGUGAUCCUAUUUUUCCGGAUUUUUUAGACCAGUCUCCUUUCCUAUCUUUGAAAUACAAGGGGAAAAUCUAGCUGCAUUCGUAGUCUGUAACACCAUACCCCAGUUGUAUGUUCACUUUUUACAUUCAAUUCAAGCCAUGAUUUCUACCAAUCCUUCCAAAUAGAAGUAAAGUUAUCCUGUUUUGUGGUCUUACUUUUUACUUCUUGAAAAUCUUAUAUACCCCAACCUUUGGAGAAAAUUGGAAAGUUUAAGAGUUUUCCAACCAAAUGUAUCUGCUUGAGGAAACAUCCCAGUUUCAGGAUCUUCUAUUUAUGCCUUGGCCUCCUGGGAGAAUUAGAAUCUGGUCUACAAGAAGGCUUGUGUUUAUAUUUUCUGGCCCUUGUUACAUGGAAAAAGAAAAUUUUGGCAUGUGUUCCUUCUAGGAAUCUUUUUUCCAGGAAUAUAAGACAUCAAGUUGGAUGAGCACAGAAAACAUGAAGGUGAACCACAGAGUUGACGUGGUGGAUGUUCUCCUUCUGAACCUUCUGUUUGAUACUACCUAGUCCUUAGUGGGUAGUUCAAGCAGGGUGUGUGUGUGUGUGUGUGUGUGUGUGUGUGUAUUCUCUCCUUCAAUACUCGGCCAUCUUAAGGGUGAGGUGGUGUGAUCUCCAUUUUCCAAGUGAAAAACCUGAAGCAGAAAGGUGCCGAGGUUUCACACAGCUCAGUGGCUGGGCCAGCAUCUCACGAGCAGUCUCAACCUAGAAGCAAGCUCUGCUUUUCAUCACUGUAUCUGUAAAAGGAGUUUACAACAUCAUGGUGGUACAGUUAAAGUCCCUUUAGAUUGAAAGAAGUAGUUCACAUCUAUUUUGAGUGCCUGCAGAGAGGACUGGCAGUACCAUGUUUUGAGGGAAUAUAGUGGUAAACUGGAAGACAAAGUUCCAGCUUUCUUGGAGCUUACAUUCUAGUAAGGGAGACAAACCAGCAGAUGCUAGAGAAAGCGUGAUGAGAGACAAAUGUGGCAAAUUGCAUUUUUGUUAGAGUGCUCAGGCAAGGCGGAAACUUCAGUGAGGAGUCUUAAGUACACUGCUGCCGGUAACUGGGGGCAGAAGAGAUGAACGAGUGCAGAUAUGUCGGAGUUCUGUGUUAGCUUUGCAUUCAGUUCAGCAGGCUUUUGUUUUGUCGGUUGCCUUCAAACCUUUCCUGAAAGAAUUGACAGUGCAUAACAAUUGUUCAUUGCUUAUUUUUUGUCCACAGGACCUUUUCAUUUAGUAAUCUAGACGUUGCCUUAAGGUACAUCUUUUUCCCCAUUUUAUAGAAGUGAAAAUUAAGAUCCAGAAUUGAGCACACAUAAAAGGAAAUAGUGCAGUGAAUCUCCAUACUAUGCCCAUCACCCAGCUUCAGCAACCAAUCAACGCUUACCAAUCUUGCUUCAUCUACACUCUGCCCCUUUGGUUUUGUUUUCGGAAGUAUUUUAUCUUAUUUUAACUUUAUCUUAAAAUUUUAAAUCUUCGGAAGAGUUACAAGACCCAGGGGUGCUUGGGUGGCUCAGUCAGUUAAGCGUCUUGACUUGAUUUUGGCUCAGGUUGAUCUCACGGUUUGUGAGAUCGAGCCCUGCUUUGGACUCUGCACGGACAGGGCGGAACGUGCUUGGGAUUCUUUCUCUGCUCCCCACUCCCCCCCCACCCCCCAAUGAAUAAACAUUAAAAAAAAAAAAAAAAAAAGACCAGUUCAAUUAACACCUGCAGGCUUUUCACCUAGAUCACUGGCUGUUAGAGUUUGCCAUAUUUGCCGUUUUGUUUUGUUUUUGUUUUUGUUUUAAUCUACACUGUUGGAGAGAUGCAGACAUCUUGACGUGGCCCUUUUUUUUUCUUAAGGAAUAAGGGCUUUACUUCCUAACUACAACAUAACCAUUGCACAAUUCUGACAUUGCUACUGUAUUAUAAAAUGUUCAGUACACGUUCAAAUUUAUUCCAUUGAUAUCUUUUAACUUUUUAAUCCAGUAUUUAAUCGAGAAUCAAUCAAGGAUUUAGUUGUUUAGUCUCCUUGAUCUAGAACAAUUCUCUGGUCCUUGUCGUUAAUGACAGUAGCACUUUGAAGAGUCCAGGCCCACUGGUCUUCAGAAUCCCUCGGUUUGGAUUUGUCUAGUUGGUUUUCUCAUGACUAGAGAUAGGUUAAACAUUGUUGGCAUAAUUAUUAAAGAGGGAUGUCAGGGUAUUGUAUCAAGAGGCAUGUCAGUUUGUCUCACUAUUGAUGUUAAGCAUUCAGUCGGUGUAGGUGAUAGCCGUUAGAUUGCCCUAAUGUAAAUGUAUCUUCCUUUUGUAAUCCGUGACCUCUAGGGUGACAAACUUGAGACUGAGUAUUCUCUUCAGUCUUCCAGUGGGGUUAGCAUCUGUUGAUGACUCUGAAUCAUUUGUUGCCGGACUACGUUAAAGCAAAGUACAGAUAUAAGAUUUCACCUGUAAGUGUUUCGUAUGCAUCCAAAAGUUAAGGGCUUUAAAGAAAAACAAAAGCCAACCACAGUGCUUUUAUGACAUCAAAUGAAUUCCAUAACAGCUCCAUGUUCAAAUUCUCCGAAUUGUCUCAAAUGUUUUUCCCCAGUUGGUUUGCUUGAAUCUGAGUCCAAACAAGGUCCACAGGCUACAUUUACCAGAUGGCCUGUUGAGUCUUUUACUCUAACAGAUUCCCCACCCUUCUUUUCUGAAUUUGAUAAUUUCCCGGUGUUUUAUGUGUUCAUCUCUUCCGGGUAUUUUCGGUAAGCUGGCAGGUAGAAAUUUGAUUGUUUCGUUUUGCAAGAGGACAUGAGUAUUCUGGGUGUGGCAUUAUAUGUCUGCCUUUUAGAGAAGAUUGGUUCUUGAUACUGUCAGCCUCAUCCAUCCAGUUUAAAUUUCCCCAUCAACCUUUCACCUAAGGGUUCUAGCAUCCAUUGUAACCAUUGCGUAGGAUUUGUAUAGUUGCUUUCUCAUGAUUAGAGAUAAGGUUAGACUUUGAUUCAUCAGGGACUAUAAAGGGUGACUUUCUAAUUGCAUUUUUCCUUUUGUAUCAGUGAGGUUUCUUUCUGACUUGUGUUUAUUCCUGUUAUGUGUAUCUUCCUGGGGAACGUUAUAAAAGGGUACAUUCUUCAUUUCACUGAGGAUGUUCUUGGACUCCCUUAAUGAUACGUCCUCAAUUUUCUCAUCUGUAGAUUGAGGAUAAUUAUCGUGCCUUCCUCCUGGGGUUUUUGUGAAGAUUGGAUGAGCUGGUACAUGUAGUGUAGAAAUGGUGCCUGGCACUAGUGUUGGGUUGGUACAGUAGGCUUCACUAACUUAGCUGCAACUCAGAAUUUCUCCUCCAGCACCUGAGUAAAUGCUGAUGGUCUUGUGGAGAGUGGAUUAAGAGUACGAGCUAAGUUCUCAAUCCCAAUUAAGAAGCGGAGGAAAAUUUAAACUGUCUCCUUCAAAGUUUAUCACAACCACCACCAUCAAGACAGCAAACCAAAGGACAAAGACUUUGACCUGCUGUGUUGCUCUGUGUAGUCCAGUUCACGUAUGGUUUACAGACUUGGCUGGGGUUACUAAUGAGUAAAUAAAAAGUUGGACACUUCCUGUCGUUGGACACUUAUUCACAAAGUUACCAAAAUGAGGGCUGUGCUGGAGACAGCAGACAUUGCCAUAGUGGCCCUGUAUUUUAUCCUGGUCAUGUGCAUUGGUUUUUUUGCCAUGUGGAAAUCUAAUAGAAGCACCGUGAGUGGAUACUUCCUGGCGGGGCGCUCUAUGACCUGGGUAGCAAUUGGUGCCUCUCUGUUUGUGAGCAAUAUUGGGAGUGAGCACUUCAUUGGGCUGGCAGGAUCUGGAGCUGCAAGUGGAUUUGCAGUGGGCGCAUGGGAAUUCAAUGCCUUACUGCUUUUGCAACUUCUGGGAUGGGUUUUCAUCCCGAUUUACAUCCGGUCAGGGGUAUACACCAUGCCUGAAUACUUGUCCAAGCGAUUUGGUGGCCAUAGGAUUCAGGUCUAUUUCGCAGCCUUGUCUCUGAUUCUUUAUAUCUUCACCAAGCUCUCAGUGGAUCUGUAUUCGGGUGCCCUCUUUAUCCAGGAGUCUUUGGGUUGGAACCUCUAUGUGUCUGUCAUCCUGCUCAUUGGCAUGACUGCUUUGCUGACUGUCACCGGAGGCCUUGUUGCAGUGAUCUACACAGACACUCUACAGGCUCUGCUUAUGAUCGUUGGGGCACUCACACUUAUGAUUAUUAGCAUGAUGGAGAUUGGCGGGUUUGAGGAAGUUAAGAGAAGGUACAUGUUGGCCUCGCCCAAUGUUACUUCCAUCUUGUUGACAUACAACCUUUCCAACACAAAUUCUUGUAAUGUCCACCCUAAGAAAGAUGCGCUGAAAAUGUUACGGAAUCCGACAGAUGAAGAUGUUCCUUGGCCUGGAUUCGUUCUUGGGCAGACCCCAGCUUCAGUAUGGUACUGGUGUGCUGACCAAGUCAUCGUGCAGAGAGUCUUAGCGGCUAAAAACAUUGCUCACGCCAAAGGCUCUACUCUUAUGGCUGGCUUUUUGAAGCUUCUGCCAAUGUUUAUCAUAGUUGUCCCGGGAAUGAUUUCCAGGAUACUGUUUGCUGAUGAUAUAGCUUGCAUCAACCCAGAGCACUGCAUGCAAGUAUGUGGAAGCAGAGCUGGGUGCUCUAAUAUUGCUUACCCACGCCUGGUGAUGAAGCUGGUUCCUGUGGGCCUCCGGGGCUUAAUGAUGGCAGUGAUGAUUGCGGCUUUGAUGAGCGACUUGGACUCUAUCUUUAACAGUGCCAGUACCAUAUUCACCCUCGAUGUGUAUAAACUCAUCCGCAGGAGCGCAAGCUCCCGAGAACUAAUGAUUGUGGGGAGGAUAUUUGUGGCUUUUAUGGUGGUGAUCAGCAUUGCAUGGGUGCCAAUCAUCGUGGAGAUGCAAGGAGGCCAGAUGUACCUUUACAUUCAGGAGGUAGCAGAUUACCUGACACCCCCAGUUGCGGCCCUAUUCCUUCUGGCAAUUUUCUGGAAGCGCUGCAACGAACAAGGGGCUUUCUAUGGUGGAAUGGCUGGCUUUGUUCUUGGAGCAGUCCGUUUGACACUGGCCUUUGCGUACCGUGCCCCAGAAUGUGACCAACCUGAUAACAGGCCAGGCUUCAUCAAAGACAUCCAUUACAUGUAUGUGGCCACAGCGUUGUUUUGGGUCACGGGACUUAUUACUGUCAUUGUUAGCCUUCUCACACCACCUCCCACAAAGGAACAGAUUCGUACCACCACCUUUUGGUCUAAGAAGAGCUUGGUGGUGAAGGAGAGCUGCUCCCCGAAAGAUGAACCAUACAAAAUGCAAGAGAAGAGCAUUCUGAGAUGCAGUGAGAAUAGUGAGGCCAUCAACCACAUCAUUCCCAAUGGGAAAUCUGAAGAUAGCAUCAAGGGCCUUCAGCCUGAAGAUGUUAAUCUUUUGGUGACCUGCAGAGAAGAAGGCAAUCCAGUGGCUUCAUUAGGUCAUUCAGAGGCAGAAACACCAGUAGAUGCUUAUUCCAAUGGGCAAGCAGCUCUCAUGGGUGAGAAAGAGAGAAAGAAAGAAACAGAGGAUGGAGGCCGGUACUGGAAGUUCAUAGAUUGGUUCUGUGGCUUUAAAAGUAAGAGCCUCAGCAAGAGGAGUCUCAGAGACCUGAUGGAGGAGGAGGCUGUUUGUUUACAAAUGUUGGAAGAGCCUCCACAAGUUAAACUAAUACUAAAUAUUGGACUUUUUGCUGUGUGUUCACUUGGAAUUUUCAUGUUUGUUUAUUUUUCCUUAUGAACUUUUAAGGAUAUGAUGAGACACUAACUUAAGAAAAUACUGGUCUUUGGAAAGAAAAAAAAAGAAAACCUGUAACUGUUGCAUCUCUCAGGCAUUGUUUACGCUGUAGGUUUUAGCCAAAUUUUACUUAGCAGAAAAUCAUCUAUUUGCAAGACUUUAUUUUCCCAGAGAUGGAUGAAAGCAAAUUUUCAACCUAAAUGAAGUAAAACUUGUUUAACAGACUGAAUUGUGCAAAUGUGGUUUAAAAUUUUCCAUACCAAAGUAAGGAGAGAGACCAAUUAUUCUCAUAGAACAUGUAGAGCAGAAUAUAUGCUAAGAUAUUACAAAUAAGGUAUACUGUCUGCACUGCCAAAUCUUGGUAGGCCUUCUUAACCUGAAGUAGAAGACUUGCUCAUUUCAAAGUUUUUUCUGUCUUUGUAAUCCCUACUACCAUUUAAAACUGAAUUUGUAGACAUUGUAUAAUCAGUUGUGUACUGAAAACCUAACUCAUGUUCUUGUGGGGUACUUGUGUCGGGACAAGUUAGUUCAUUUGCCAGGCUCAUUUUGCUAGCAUGAGCCUAUGGAUUCUGAAUGCCAAAAGAAAGGAAGAAGAAUGUUUUCCUGUAGCUGUUCUUGUACCACCAAUAUAUGGAAUGUUGAGCAAAAGUUGUUCCAGUUCCUUUUUUUUUUUUCUUUUUUUUCCUGCUUUGACUGAAGUUUAAGUGAACCAUACUCAAAUGACCAUCAAGUCUAUCUUGAUACAUUUAUGUCAUGACUGUAUUGUCAGAUGAUUAGGGGAGAAAAUGAAGUAAACAUUGCUGAUGAUCCCCAGAUUUAUUGACCAAGUUCAGGUUGUUUAUACAGUUUGGGAAUUAGCAGUCCUCAAGCAGUGUUUGGUCAGCUUAUGCUAAACAGGUGACGACUCGUACUCCACUAAUUCUCUAGCUUUGUUCUUUGUUCUUGUCAUUUGGUAACAUUUUUUAUUAGCCACAUAUCUUUCCAAGUGGAUUCAGUCAGAAGAUAUGUCCAGAAAUUUGAAAAAAAAAAAAAAAAUUGUCACUGCCUUUGUGCUGGGUUGCCCCAUGAUAUAUUGAAGUUGAGCUUUUGGAGGGAAAAUUUAAUUCUGAGAUCAUAUUGUGUCCUUGAGAAGUUCCCCCCGCCCCCCGAUUUACUUUUUUUCGAAAGACUUGCCAUCUGUACACAGCCUCUACGUUUUUGUUUAAAAAGUUAUAUUGACCUAGAGCAUGAGGAGGUUUCAGUGCAAACUGGGCAUCAGUAACAGAAAAGUCAGAGUGCAUGCUUUGCCAUUGGUAGAUUGUCAGUAUUGUCUUUCUGUGGAACAGAUAGCAUGUUAAAGAGGUGUCAAGAGUAAGAACUUCUGGGCUUAAUAGUAUGUCUUGUGGAGGGUAUUGUAGGACUUGUGUAAAUUAUAGGACCCUCGAUCUUCACAUGGCAUGGCACUCCGUUGUAACCUUCAUGGAUGGGAAUCUUUUUCACAGUCUGAUUCCCCUUCGUGAGGGCAGGGUACAAAAGAUGUUGGAGGAAAGCUCUAUAGAUCAUGUAGUUAUGUGUCUGUGUGCUCAACAUGGUCCUUUUUCCUUUGUGACAUAUGAAGGAAACUGAUUGUGUAUCUACUUUCUUUGACUUUCCUGUAAUCUCUGAUACUUUUUAAAUUGCAUGAUUUUAUUAAGCUUGUAUUCUUUAGGGAAAAGUAUUACUUUUUUAGAUACUUUUGUAGAUUUUGAAUCAAAACUCAGUCCUAAUAACUUUCAGUUUUUUGUAUUCUGUAAACUAGUUUCAUUAUGAUGGACUUGAUUAGUCCAAAGUUGAUUUUAGAAAUUAUCAGGUAGCAUAAUGUCUUCCCAUCUCCAGGAGGCUUUCUGAUGGACUGAGUCUGUAGAUGAAAAAGUAAUUUAUGUAUGAAUAGCAUGAUUUCUGAGAGCUUAGAGUGCCUUGUAGAAUUUUUUUUCCCAAUUUCAUUCUUAAGAUUUAGAAGUUGGGGGCCAAAUAAAUAGGGACCAUCCUUUUCUUGUAUGGAGGAGGCUGUGGCUGUGACAUAUCUAAGGUUACAAAAAGUCUGUUGGGGAGAACAGAGAACCAUGUAUCCAAAGCUGGACUCAUGGUUAGUCCUUUUCUCAAAGGAACUAUUUUCCUUUGAGACAACCUUUUUGGUAUUUGGGAAAAUAAUAGGACCUUAGAUUUUUCAAAUUGGCUUUUAAGUCAUAGGGAUUAAAAUUUUCUUUGAACACAUUGCUGUGUAACUCUCCACAAAGAGGAUUGACACAUUGGCUGGGCAGCCUUCUUAACCCUUCUUUUUACGGCAUAAAUUAAUAGGUGGUGUUUAUGUAGGUUUUUUUCCCCUUUGUUUAAUGUCGAGUCCUAAUAGUUUGGAGUAUUAGGAUCCCCCUACUUUCUCUUUGCUGCUGUCUUAGUACGAUACGUGAAAUACAUCAUCUUGUGUCUAUUUGUGUGUAUAUAGCAGUAGGUCAAGUUUAGAGUACUAAUGUCUGUAAAUAAGGAAUGACUAUUAGCAUAUCCAUUAGGAUGUUUAUUCUUGUCAGUAUAAACAUCACUGUGUUGAGACUGAAGUCCCUGAAGCUUGCCCUUCGUAUUGCUUUCCAGUAAUAGAUAAUGUGCUUGAAUAAGUAUGUGGAUUGCCGAUUGAAACUUCAUUCAGGGGACCAUUUGGUUCAGUCUAGAUUUCAUUAGAAUGAUUGUUCAUGGAAUGAUACAUGGUCUGUUUUAAGCUAGCAAAAUGUUCAUACUUUACACUAAAUGGGUCCUAAAUGAUGACAUUUGCUCUGUAGACAUAUGUAUAUAUUUUUAUAUUGGCUCAAGCUAAGGUUCAGAAUUGAGUAAGAGUGAUAUUGACUAGAAUAGUUACCUAAGAGUCCAAAUGAAAAGUGAGAACACUGGUCUUCAAAAAGUAGAGACAAAUAGUGUCUUAUCUGUUCUUUAUGGUAUCCCCAGUUCUUAGAUUUUUGUCCUUCCACACAAUCUCAGUCUUAAGAUCUGAUGAGAAGAGCUUAUUACUCGGGCAUGCAGAAUAAUUAUUGGCUCCAAAAAUACUAUAUCCUUUUGCCCCGAGAUAGUAUGUGGCUUUAGAAAUAGCUGAGCCGAGCUUUUUCUGCAGCCAUUCUUUUCCUGGUGAGGUUAUCACUCAUAUCUUUAGGUUAGAGAAGCAUCAAGCAAUAGUGGUGGUGCUGUGUCCUUUAGCCUAAAUUCAGCAGAUCUGCUCUCCCAAGGCUUCCAUUUCCCUUGCCUCAAAGGAUCCAUUGUCUUUUUGUACAAAGAGGCUGGCCAGGGUCAUAGUUCUUAGCAUGUCAGGUAAUUAGCAGAGACCUAUCAUAUGUGAAAGUUCACAUUUUAAGAAUUGAUUGGGAGGUUGUCACUCAGUUCUCUAACCUGAGGCUAAUUGGGAGUGGGGGACUGAAGUCUUGUCCAGGGCGCUUAGAGUCUAAGUGUCUCCGUUUCUCAGUCCGCUGUUUUCUUCCCUAUACUUACAGGGUGAGUGGAUCUUCUCCUCUGUCUUCGAAUAUCAUUUAGUGUAGCCUGUGGGCUAUUCUCAUUCUUUACCGUCCUGAAGACUGGCCAUAUUAUUAGACCCGUCAGUGUUCCCACUUGGCAGUAUUUGGCUUACUUACUUUGCUUAUACUUUUUACUCUGCUGUGUCAUUUUCAUCUGAGGUAUGAUGGCUGGAAAGGACCAUGUGGGUAUGGAGUGGUUACACCUUACCAUUCCCCAGGUUUAGAUUGAGAGAUGUAUGUAGACCAUUCCUGUUACAUUUUGUGACCACGGAGACAUGCCAGGACAAUUGUUCUAAGAAGUCCGAAAAACUAUAAGUGAGAUGCUGAGAAGAAAUACCUGGGUGAUAAAAACACAAACUUAACAAAUUAGGUAACAGACAAACAUUAGGUUAAAAUGUGCAGACGUAGAAUUCUAUUCAGUGAAUUCCAGAACUUGAAGCAUCUUGGCUAUCAGCUUAUUUAAGCCUUUCCUCAUAUAGAUGCGUAUAUCAACGAAUAAGAUCCAGCCUGUUAAAAACCCUGGUUUGAUGUUAAAUAUUGUGAAGUAGGAGUUUUUAAGCCUAUUUGAGGUUAAAUGACUGAUAUUUGAUAGUGACACUUUAGUAGAAAAAAAUGCUUUUAGGCUUGUAUUCAUAAGAUUUCUCAUUAGCAAAAUGUUACAUUGCAUAAGUCAUUCUGAUGUUAGCUUGAACAGACUUUACAAAUAGGGUAUACUCCUAUUUGUGUGUAUACUCACCUACCAUUCAGAGAGACUGGUCUUUUCCCUUUGUCUUCCCUCACAUUGCUUUAAUUUUUCACCUAUUCUUUCUUUUAACAUUUCUCAGAUUCCUGUUUUGAUCUUUUAUCAGCUUAAUUCACUUUCAGGUUUAUUGCUGUGAUGUGCAAAAGUGCUGCUUUGCCCCAGUUUUGAAUACUUGGAUCCAAAUAAUGAUUCAUUAAGUAUAGUCGUGUUUAAAUAUACGAAAUUUCUAUAAGCUUAAACUGUUAAUUCUCCAGAAUGAUCUUCUCAGGCUAAUGUUCACUAGUGUUCACUAAUAAAUGCCCUAAUAAUCCAUCAGUAUUUUAUUCUGAAAACUCUUUUCUUCAAAAAUUAGGGAGACAACAAUAGUUAAACUUCAUACCGAUCCCUUUGAAAUGGUGGUAUCACAAUGCAGAGAGGAAUGGAGUUUGUUUUGAUGCCAAAAAGCCUUGUUCUUUCAGUACUUUAAAGGUGCAAAGUUGGAACUAGUCAGUUGGCAUAUAGAGAAACCCUUUUGUACUAGUAAGGUGUGAAGCUGGAUUAUAUAAGAAGUAAUCUUUUGAUUACUACAUUCGGUUAGCUUAUUAACUCAGGGCGGCAAACCCCUUUUCCUCCAUUAAGGUCACUUCUCUUCAUUUGGUAUCCUUUUUCUCAGACUCGCCCCUCUGUUGGAAGACUUGGUAUUCAGCUACUCUGACUCCUAGAAUUGGAUUUAGCUAAGGUUCAAACUAUAUAAUAGGCUUUGCCAGUGCUGAGUCCCACACCAUCAGUCACAUAGUCAUAUAAAUGUUUUUAUUUAAACUUCUCUCUCCAAUGCCGGGAAUAAGGCUUUCAACUACUGAUUCACCUUUAAAGGAAUGUUAUGAGAAUGGAUAUAAUUUAUGUUUCUGUUUCCAUCUCAAAUCCUUUAGAAAAGAUAGGACUUUGGCUUAAGCACUCUUGUUUCUCUGGUAACUAACAGCCUUAACCAUUGAUAUAUUGCCUUUUAUUCAGAAAUAGACGAGAAAGAUUUGAUGUAUUUGUAUCGUUACUCAUUUCAUGUACUUUACUUUUAAGGGGAGGACCAUAAUUGGAAGCUGUUGGUUUAAACCAAAUAACCUUACUUUAUGUAAUAAUUUUUCAGUGUGGUUUGGUUACCUGGAUUCAUACUAUGUGUGAAGAGAGGGAUGCUAGAACAAAUAAGCAAAUGAAGAGCAAGUCAAGACAAAAAGCACAGCGGUCUCAGAUUUUUCUUAGUGUAGGAGCAAUGGCUUUACUCGCAGAAAAGCACUAGAUCAUAAUUGUUGCCCAUGAUCCUAAAGCCCCUCCAAUCCUUUCCUACCCCUACCCCCAGUUAAAAAUAGUUUACAGUCCGUGAACUCUAUCAAUAGGGGAAAUACAUAUUUCAGUGAUUUCCGUAACAGCACAAGUUGACAGUAGAUAACCACAACCUUAUUGGAGACUUCUAUUUAUCUUGGUAAAUUCACCUUGUACCCCAGUGCUGCUGGAGGAAGGAGUGUUUACUUUGUUUAUCGCCUUUGGACAAACUAGUCUGGAUAAUUUUUCAGUAUUUAAUUGUAGCCUAGACUCCUGUAAGUGGAAUUUUCCUUAAUAACUCGCUUUUUGGUAAUAAUAGUUGGAAACUGAAAUUAAGCUUAUUGCUAUUAUUGAAAUCCCAAAUUGGCAAAGGCCAGUAUAUAGGGUAUUUCAUAAUAUAAUCAGCUUCUGAAAUUUCUGUUUUGAUUAGUGCCUUCUGGUUGCCAAUAUUGACUCUGCUAGUUUACACAUUUCCCUUUCUUGAUAGAAUAUAUUUAUUUGUUACAAUUCCUCUUUUUAAAUUUUGUUAUAACUAGUCAAGGAAAUACACAAAAUGCAUUUAUAUUUACAUACUUUAUAUGCAGCGUUUGUUUAGGUUCAAGGAAACCAAGUAGCUCUAAUUUCUGUUGCAGUUUAAAUGUUAUUUAUUCAUCUAUAUUUGUUUUGUAUCCUUCAUUAAAACUAUAAAGUUA
Messenger RNA from Neofelis nebulosa (Clouded leopard), 21233 nucleotides. RefSeq names its product solute carrier family 5 member 3 (gene SLC5A3). Lineage: Eukaryota; Metazoa; Chordata; Mammalia; Carnivora; Felidae. Gene Ontology annotation, biological process: inositol metabolic process; myo-inositol transport; transmembrane transport. The record is from RefSeq and is a predicted model, not a curated record. Gene Ontology annotation, molecular function: D-glucose:sodium symporter activity. The coding region runs from base 12844 to 15000 and encodes 718 amino acids. Gene Ontology annotation, cellular component: plasma membrane. The transcript has 2 exons.